This is a messenger RNA of Oreochromis niloticus (Nile tilapia), 1110 nucleotides long. RefSeq names its product protein shisa-4-like. The transcript has 5 exons. NCBI's taxonomy places the organism in Eukaryota, Metazoa, Chordata, Actinopteri, Cichliformes, Cichlidae. The record is from RefSeq and is a predicted model, not a curated record. The coding region runs from base 43 to 696 and encodes 217 amino acids.
CACAGUCAGGUUCAUUUCCCCUUACACUGCAUCACAUCAGCUAUGCCUUCGAGUAUCUUGUCCAGUCUCGUGUGUGUUUUGUGUGUGGUCGUGGUCCCGGCUGUAUGGGCUGAUCACUGCCACAGUUACUGGGACACGAACGGUGUCUUCCAUGAUACUCAGGAAUGUGAAAAGUACUGCUGUGGCGACUGCAGGACAAAAUACUGCUGCAGUGACAUAAAGUACAGCUUAACUGAGAAAAAACAGGAACUCUGUUUCAGAAGGUCUGCUCGAGUGAAAAGAAGCAGUCAUGUAGUGUAUGUAGGAAUAGGGGUUCCUGUUCCUAUUCUCGCAUGCACGGGUCUCAUAAUCUGCUGUGUGACUGGUUGCUGCUCCUGCUGCAGGACAUCCAAAAAGAAAAAUCCCAGUCGAGAAAUGAUCACUGUGGUAAAUUCCACCACUGUAGUUAACACGGUCUAUCAGCCUGUACCAGCAGCCACACCCAUGCCCACAACUCCACCACCCUCCUACCAGGAAAGUGUUCCAUUCACACAAUCACAGCCAAUGCACUUCUUUCAACGGGUCAGCCAGCCUUCUGCAGCAGCAGUACAUUCAGAUAAGCCAGAGGAGUUUGAGCUGGAGGAGCUUGAACCUUGUCAUAGGCCAAAAUCUGUAAAAAAGGCUAAGAUCAAAAAGAACUCAUCUAUAUACGUCUAAAAAGGGACUUCAUGUUCAUGCCUAAGAUACACAAUAACACAGAGUUCAGAAAUAUUUACGGGUGACUGUGCUAAUGCUAAGAGGGUAGAGUUCGUAAGAGAGUAUAAUACCUCACCAUGAGCAGAUAAUCAUUGUGAACAAAUUAACAGCUGCUUACAAAGUCAUGUCCUCUUUGCAUGUAUUGCUAUUUAUCCGGGGAAGCAAUGUUGAAGUGGUGACUGGUAGAUGUACAGUCUGAGGUCUUUUGAUUAGUUUUAUUUAGUUUUGUUUUAGUUUAAAUGGGUUUUUAUGAUUUACUGUGAAAGAUAUAAUAAAAAAAACAACUUCUGUAUAUUAUAUUGUGAUGUGUUGUGAUUGAGCUACAUGUUUUUCUCUGUCCAGAUGCUUUAAUAAAUAUUCCAUUUACAAUGUAAA